UGCAUCUCCUGCCCACAGCUGUCUAGUAGUCGGUCUUGUCAACAACAGUGCAACCUGAGUCGGGGAUAGCCAGUCAUUUGGCUAGCUUAGUAAACUAGCUUAUUCAGCCCCUGCGUUGGUCUCAGCAUUAAUUAACUGUGACGUCUCUUGAUUCUUUUUUGGAUGUGUCUGGAUUUUCCACAAUUUUCUCGGAGACCAGAAGAGAAAUCUUAGUUACACCGUUCGGUUUCCUCAACGUGUUGCUUCUUUGUGCUAUGACAUAGUGGCUCUUCAGCAGGAGGUUGUCAUCUGGAUAGAAGUAUCUCCUCUUUGCUUGCUGAUGUUUUCACUCACAUCUGCGCUUUGCGAGAGACCGACGGACAGACUUCACUCCAAACAACGGGAUGGCUGCUCAAGUGGAUGUUCAACCUGGAGAGUUGGGGUUAACGGUGGCAGCAGCAGGACUUCAUCUGAGUCCACUUUCUGAUUCCAGCAAUAAGAGUUGCAUUGAGAUCCCAUCUGUUGACAAAUCUAAAGUCAUUGCAUCUGAACCAAGCAAACCUGUCUCAACUCAAAAGGCUAGACUUACUCCCAAACCAUUUGUUGUAGAGAGAAACCUGACUAUUAAGCCCAUAAUUGCCCCUAAGCCCCAAAGCAAACCUAGACCAGAGUCCACCCGAAUGGCUGGGCACAAACCAUAUCUGCCAAGUACUCCAAAACUAAACACAAAGCCUUUGUUAGCCAACUCCACUCAGCCGGCUCCUACCUUCUAUAAAACAUCAAACAAGUUAAAUUCUGCGCAGACAACAAAGCCAGUUGCCCAGCCAUUUAAAUCAGCCUCUCCAUUUGAUCCAGAUGAUCAGGAUAAGCCGACUUCUUCUUCAUCAGCCAAGAGACAAAAACCUGUUGUGUCAAGUUUUGUCUAUUCCAAGAGUUUUGCAGUACCUUCAGCAGCAGAGUGGUGUGGCACUACUGUAAAGGAGAAAGAGACCAAUGUGAAGUCAAAAAAUAAAGUUGGAGCUUCAAUUACAAGAGCCAAGUCAAUGGGGUUUCUUGAUGAAGUAGGGUUUGAUAAAGAAGAAAAAGAUGAAGCUAAGCAUGAAGUAUCAGUACGACUGCGACCCAAAAGCUCCAGGCCCAGACCUGUAUCCGCUAUCUUUCCAGAUAGUUUAAAUAAGGUAGAGAAACCUGUUCCUGCUCCUCGGAGGGCUGGGAGGAGACCCCUCUCUGCUGAUCUCACAUCCAAGUUUGAGUCAAUUGGUCUGUCACUCCACCGUAAAAGUAAUAAUGUGAAUACUCAAGAAAAUGCUCCAGCAGAGAAGGUACUGCCCCAAAAAAUUGAAGAUGCCCCAGAUCCAGCCCUAAAGAGUGAAAAGAAGACUGAAGAAAACGUGGUGAAAGAGACUGAAGAGGAAAAUCAGAGGCCUAAGAUCAAGUCCUGCAUCAGUCACCCUUUCGAUUCUUCAUCUUUGUCUGUGGCAGGGUUCACAGGCCAGGGGUUGGAUCCUCAAUCUCCAGUGCAGUCGAAUCCUGAGACUGAAACAUCUGUUGGUGUUAAACAGCUGAUUAAACAGCUGACUGAGGAUCCAACUCAGAGGCCAGCCAUGAAGCCAACACCAAAACCUCGCCCUUUGUCCAUUGACCUUACCAAAAGGUUUUCAUCCGAGAAAUCACCAGACUUAAAUACUGUCACUGAUGCAGCAGACCGCCAUGAGAUCAGUAAAGUUUCUCAAAGAGAGGAUGAAGAGUUGGCUAACACUCCCAACGAAAACAAGAUUCUUUAUAAUUUGAAAGAAUCUGAAGAGCAGCUCAAGGAUGACUGCACAUCAUCUGAAAAAGAGACAAGCAACCCCUCCCAGAAUGGUGGUCCUGCUGGUGAAUUACACACUUUGCGAGCAUUUGUGUUUGAUAUAGAGAGGCACAUUGUGACAAUGUCAGAGAAGAACUCUGCAAGCAUGGCAAAGAAUUUUUCCAGGAAUCCUUCAUUCAAGAGAGAAACUAUGGAUGGAGCACUGCCCCCCUUUGCUUUCAAAGAACCUGCAUCCCCAUCCAGUCCUCUUCGUGUGGUGCCUGCUUUUGACACAGUCCAGGCGAUUGAAGAGAAAAGGGCAGUUAGUGAGAGCGUCCCAUCAGCUCAAUGGGAAGAUAAGGCCAUGACACUCCGCUACAGCCGUUCGGACAUGAGCAGACCGGGGGUCGAAUGGAUGGAUCAGCCGCAAAUACAGCCCCCUGUAGAAGUGAUGCCAGUGCCGCGGUUUUUGAGAGUAGGAGCUUUACCAAAGUGGACAAUGGCUGAUCUCAACCAAGACCUGAGUUUGGAGAAAGGGACAGAAAAGGAAUUUCAAAGGGAUUCGCCAGUGGAUAAAGAAGGUGAUAGACAGAGAUGGGCAGAAGAGGAAGAAGGUGCUGCUGCACAUAAUUAUUUAACAAGGGAGAAAGAAGAACACCUGAAACCAAGGGCAACUUACUUUGCUUUGACUGGACAAAUGCAGGAGCCUAGUUCUCCCAAAGAUGCAGGAACAAGCUUUGGAGAAAUGACUGUGCCUUCUGAUUAUUUCCCUGUAAGGUCAGCUCUGGUGGGCUCACAAGGUAAAAUUAUUUCCGUCAAGAGGAAUGUGUCUUUAGAGGAAGCCUUAGAGAGGAGUGCUUCUUCUCUGCAACAGCUUGAAGCAAUGAUGAGAAGGCAGUUGUCUCCCAUGGACACCACAUCACACACAGACAAACAGACCAAAGAAAAAAUAAUAGAAGUUGUGGAGAAAACAGAGCAACAAAUCGAGAAAGAAAACCAAGAAACAGAAAUACAAAAUCUACAAGAACGUGUGAGGGAGCCGGCCUAUCAGGCGCAAAGACAACUGGAGGAGGAGAAGAAAAGAAGUUUGGAGAGAAUUAUAGAACUAGAAAGACAAGAGCUUUUAGAGAUUAAAAAACCCAAGCUAAAAGAGAAGGAAAGAUCACAGCUUCAUGAGCUAGAGAGACCGAAACAAAAAGAGAACAUCAAAGAGGCAGAAAAAAUAAAGAUGACGGAUCAAGAAAUGGUAAAAGACCUUGAAAAACAAAGGGAAACUGAGAGAGAAAGGCAGAAACAGAAGCAGCAGGAAAGGAAAAAUGAGAUUCAGCAAGAGCAAGAAAGACGAGACCUAGAAAGGCAAAGGGAAAAGAGAGAAAAGUUGCUGGGAAAGGAGAGACAGAGGAAAAGGGAUGAAGCGAGGCAAAGAGAGUUGGACAAGGAGCAACAGCUCCUUGAAAUGCAAAAGCAGAAACAGAAAAUGAAAGAAACGGAGAAAAAAGAGCUGGAGAGGCAACAGUUAGAACUGCAGAAAGAGAGGGAGAAUCAGUGGCUUGUUGAAGAGGCAGAAAAAAUCAAACUGGUGGCAUUGGAAAAAGAAUGGAUGAGAUUUAAACAGCUGGAAAAAGAGAGGGCAAGGCAAAAAGAACUAGAGCAUCAGAGAGAAGUUGAAAGAGAAACGCAAAAAGAGAUGCAGAGAAAGAGGUGGCUGGAAAUUGAAAACCUCAGGCAGAGGGAGGAAAAAGAACGACAGUGGCAGUUGGAGAAAGAAAAAGAAGAGUUGGGAAUUGAAAGGGCAAGGCAAAAAGAACUAGAGCAAGAAAGAGAGCUGGCAAAGGAGAGACAGAGUAAAAGGGAUGAAGAGAGGCAAAGAGAGUUGGACAAGGAGCAGCAACACCUUGAAAUGCAAAAGCAGAAACAGAAAAUGGAAGAAACAGAGAAAAAAGAGCUGGAGAGGCAACCGUUAGAACUGCAGAAAGAGAGGGAGAAUCAGUGGCUUGUUGAAGAGGCAGAAAAAAUCAAACUGGUGGCAUUGGAAAAAGAAUGGAUGAGAUUUAGAGAGCUGGAAAAAGAGAGGGCAAGGCAAAAAGAACUAGAGCAUCAGAGAGAAGUUGAAAGGGAAAAUCAAAAAGAGAUGCAGAGAAAGAGGUGGCUGGAAAUUGAAAAGCUAAGGCAGAGGGAUGAAAAAGAACGACAGUGGCAUUUGGAGAAAGAAAAAGAAGAGCUGGAAAGACUGAGAGAAAUUGAAAGGGAAAAAUUACAGGAGCAAAAGAGAGAGCAGGCAAAAGAGAGGCAAAGGGAUGAAGAAAGGCAAAGAGAGUUGGACAGGGAAAGGCUGCAACUGGAAAUGCAACAGGAAAAACACAAAAAAGAGGAAGAAAAAAGGGAGCUGGAAAGGCAACAGCUUGAACUGCAAAAACAAAAGCAAAGAGAGUUGGAGAGGCAGCUGCUUGCUGAAGAGGCUGAACAAUUAAGAAAGGUUGCACAAGAACAAGAACUUUUAAAACUAAAAGAGCUUGAAAAAGAAAGGCAAAAACAGUUGGACAGGGAAAGGCUGCAACUGGAAAUGCAACAGAAAAAUCACAAAAAAGAGGUAGAAAAAAGGGAGCUGGAAAGGCAACAGCUGGAACUGCAAAAACAAAAGCAAAAAGAGUUGGAGAGGCAGCUGCUUGCUGAAGAGGCUGAACAAUUAAGACAGGUUGCACUAGAACAAGAACUUUUAAAACUAAAAGAGCUUGAAAAAGAACGGGAAAAACAAAGUGAAAUUGAGCUUCAGAAAGAGGUGACAAGACAAAAGCUGAGAAAGCGGGAGAAUCAGCUAGAUUUAGAUGAGCACGAAUUUGAAAGCCAAAAGUUGAGCAAACAAGAAUUAAAAGAGAAGAUGGAAAAAGAAGAAGCUGAAAAAAUAAGACAAGUUGCCAAACAGCAAGAGGUGGAAAGACGGCGACUCAGAGAAAAGCAGCGGAAGGAUGAGGAGCGACUAAAAUUGGAAUCAUCAGCCAUGAGGCCGAGGGUGCUGGAUUUGGACUCGGUGCUCAGAGAUGAGUUGUUGCAUAAAGCCUCUUCCCAUCACGGGGACCCCUCCAUGCGCUGGAGGGAGCCACACAAGCCUGCUAUUCUCGACAUAGACUCUCCUAAACCUGAAGCACAACCCUCCCCAAACAAAGACUUGUUUCCAGUGUCUGAUAUUCAGGAACUUGAUGCUGCAUUCGGGUUUAAGUCAAAUUCUGUGCCCGAAAGAGAUUUAAACUGGAAAGUACCACCGCAGGCUACUGCUGUAUGGACAAUGUCUCCUCAGGAUCCAUGGGAGCUACAGCCUGUAGAGGUGACAGUAGACAAACCUGUGGUUGAACUCAGAAAGUCAAUCUGCGCCAUCAGCCCCACACAGGUGUUCUGCAAACAAGACGAACAACACCAAAAUCGACAGAAUGACUGGCCCGCUUUUCUGAAUGAGCGUUUUCACACCAGCCCUCUUUCCGGGGCAGAAGAAAAAAUUAGGAAUUCUCUUGGAGCCUUUUCUGCCAGCCCUCGGGGAGAAGAGAUUUGGAUUCCUAGAGAAUCACAAAGCAGAAGCCCCAGGAGAUCGCAGGGAUCUCAGGAGCUGAAUAGGAUGCGUUCCAGAAGUAUGUCGCGAAAAUCUGCACGCUCAAACAGCUCAGUGGAGGAAAGUCUCUCCAGGAUGAGAAGUCGCAGUGCUAACAGAGAGCACGAAAGCCAUAGCUGGCAAACACAAAGUGGUGAAGAGGAAAGGAAACAGAAACACUCUGAAACGCCAGUUCGUGAGACUGACAGUCAGUAUGGAACCUGGGAGACGGAACUGCGAUCCGAUGACAGCCUGACGUCUAUCACUCCUAGUUCAGACAGCUUUCUUAGUCUGUCACAAAGAAAGUCAUCUCCACCAACUUCCCUCUGUGAUAACGGACUGCUGUCUGACAAAGACACUUUGGAUGGCCUUCCUCCCCCCUCUUCAUCAGAAACACAGCCUCUCACAUUUCCUGAAGCUCCAACCACUUUGUUGGACAACAGUGCUCUUCGCUCCAAAGCCCAGCUGGGGAAGAAACGGGCACCACGCAUGCGGCCCACCAGAGCAGUACGACAGAGCGCUGCACCACCUGCAGCAACCACAGAGGACUGGCUUUAUCGGGAUUCAACAGAAGCAAAGCCUGAGAGUCAGGAGACUGAGCUGGAAUCUGAGAAGCCCACCAGAGGAGUUGAUGUUGGCCUCAGUGUUCCUUCACAGCUACAAAGGGUCGCAGUGUUUCCCGUCUUAGACCCUUCAGCGCUAAAGGCUCAAUUGAAGAGGAGGAGUGACUCAGACAAUCAAACUGAUGGACCUGCUCCGUCUCCAUCCCAGCCGACCCGCUCUCCCAAGUCUCCAUUCCUCCCUCAAGCAACCCGCGUGCUUCCGCCACUUGGCGGGAAAGAAAAUGGAGAGAAAGACUCCCCCAAGUGGUUGAAAGAGCUAAAAUCCAAGAAGCGUUUUAGUCAAUAUGAAAAUGAAAACAAUUAAACUAGUAGGUUGCCUUAACAGAUGAAUCUUUGAUAAUCAGAAGCCUUUGACCCAGAGAGUCGGAAGGUUAGAUCCACAGCUGCUGAUGUGAAUAUAUAUAUUAUAAAUAUUCUUUGUUAACUUUUUUUUUUUUUUCUUCCAUUCUGGGUCAAUAAAUGUGUAUGGUGCCUUUUUGCCAAGUGGAAAAAGAAAACGAACAAGGAGAAUAAACAUCUUCAUGUUUUCGAUGCUUGAACCUGUGAAGCUCUGCUUCAUUUGGACAGACUUCACACAAACAUUUGAACAGGGACCAGGAGACAUGACAAAAUGUGUUGUACGUCAUGAGGUUUUUGGUUUUUUUUGUCAGGCACCUUUUUGGGACGUCUAAGUUGCGGGACCUUUUUACUAUACAUUUAUCAUUGCAGCCAGCAAAAUAUGUGCAAGUACUUUGAAUCUGCAUCCACAUGUUGUGGGAUAGUGGUGCAAGUUGUUAACGGAAUCCAACCCUUUUUUUUCCUUUUUUUUUUUUUUGGUUGCUAUCGGGUAUAAUUUCAUUCAUUAAUGAACUGUUGGAGAAGAAGCACCUCUAACUUGAUUGAUCGAUAACUAACGAAUGUAACGAUGUAAUAUAUUUGGUUUUUCACACACUUAGAAAUCAUUUUUGCAAUGAAAAAUUACACCUAGAGGCUAUUUGCUACAUGCUGUGUAUAUAUAUAUAUACACAUGUAUGUAUAUAUAUAUAUAUAUAUAUAUAUAUAUAUAUAUAUAUAUAUAUGUGUGUAUAUGUAUGUCUGAUUAGCUUGUAGAUAAGAGAUGGGACAAACGCACACACUCCAAAUCAGCACAAACACUACUUCACUUCUGUCAAAGACAAAAAUGAUUGUAGCUGCGAGCGUCCAACGAAAGCCAUACGGUUGUAGGCUUCACAUAUUUCUCACUCAGGUUUUGACAUUGUCUUUCCCAAAUAAAAAGUGCAAUUUUGUCUUUUGUUCAAAUCUCAUAUGCAUGCACAAUCUUCCUAGUUUGGUUGAGCUCCAGUGUCUUACUCUCCUCUGGUGGAAGUUUUCCCACAGCACUGAUUAAUGAGUCCACUUUGCCGUUUUUAAUGCUCCAAACAAACAUGAAUGUCGGAUUUAUGGCUUUACCUCCUAAUGAUGUUUGCCAUCAGCCACUCCACUCUACACUUCCUGCUAAGCACUUUUUCACUUGAUGCACUACAGCUCUGAUGUGUGCCCUCUCUUUUUGAGCCUCUAAUAGAAGUGAUGGUGUUCAUUGAGGCUUCGGAGUGACUGUCCAAGGUUUCUAGAUGUAUACAGAUAUUUUUCUUUAUCCUGGAGUGUGAGGUUUUUUUUCAUAUCCUACUUUGGCCCUUUUUAUUUGAAAGUAACCAUGUAUAUUGCACUGUUUUUUUGGCCAGUGUCCUCAAAUGCAACAAAUUCUAAAUAAAAGUUUACUUGUACUCGG
Messenger RNA from Oryzias latipes (Japanese medaka), 7718 nucleotides. Lineage: Eukaryota; Metazoa; Chordata; Actinopteri; Beloniformes; Adrianichthyidae. The record is from RefSeq and is a predicted model, not a curated record.